Amblyraja radiata (thorny skate) is the source of this 5674-nucleotide messenger RNA. RefSeq names its product protein tyrosine phosphatase type IVA 2. The record is from RefSeq and is a predicted model, not a curated record. The transcript is spliced from 7 exons. Gene Ontology annotation, biological process: protein dephosphorylation. Bases 717 to 1223 code for a protein of 168 amino acids. NCBI's taxonomy places the organism in Eukaryota, Metazoa, Chordata, Chondrichthyes, Rajiformes, Rajidae.
AAAGGCCCGGCGUCACUCGGCAAUCCUCGGAUCAAGUCGUGGACUCUCGGAGAUUUGGACCCGCCAGUCGCCCUGAGACCGUGUGACGCUGCGUACGAGGCGGUGUGUGUUGGAAUCGCUGCUCGGAACCACACGCCUUUUAGUAGUUUUCAAUGAACGGGUUGGUCGCUACUGAUUUUUUUAAUCUCGCCCAGCUGGUGCCAUCUGUCAUCCUUAACUCGGAGUCAUCAGCAAUUCAGCGGUAUUUCCGGUUGCUCAUUUAUGGAGUUUCUGAAGGGCAGCAGUGACUAUUGCCAAGCACAGCACGGCCUCCUUGCAGACAAGUGAACUUGGUCUCUGCUUUCAACUACUCCAUUGGGAAACUACCUUAAACGGAAAAGUGGCCUCAACAAACUGGGAUUCCUCUGGAUACUGGAUUUAAAAUUGGAUAAUUUGUGAGAAGCAGAGAACGGUUGUUCUUUCAGUGACCUUGUCUGGAUGGGGUAAAUCUACUUGUGUUUUGUGCACUUGGAUGCUUUGAGAAGCACCAUUGCACGGAGACACCAACUUAAAAAGUGCCAGGUUAAACUGGACUUGACAUCCUAUGUGCUAAAUCCAGCUGUGAGUGGAGGUUUAAAAGCACAAGCACCAACAGUGAAAACAAACUCGGUUCUGAGUAGUCUCUCCCAUUUAAAAAUUUAAAAAAAUUAAAUUGAAAUUAAAGUAUUGCAGCCACAAUGAACCGCCCAGCCCCAGUAGAAAUAUGUUCCGAGAGCAUGAGAUUUCUCAUCACACACAAUCCAACUGAUGCUACCCUCAACAAGUUCACAGAGGAGCUCAAAAAGUACGGUGUUACCACAGUGGUCCGAGUUUGUGAGGCCACCUAUGACAAAGCUCCUGUUGAAAAAGAAGGUAUCCGGGUUUUGGAUUGGCCAUUUGAUGAUGGAGCUCCACCUCCGACCCAAAUUGUGGAUGAUUGGUUGAAUCUGUUGAGAGAAAAAUUUCUUAAUGAGCCUGGAUGUUGCAUAGCUGUGCACUGUGUGGCAGGACUGGGACGAGCUCCAGUUCUUGUUGCACUAGCAUUGAUUGAAUCAGGAAUGAAGUAUGAAGAUGCUGUUCAAUUUAUACGGCAGAAAAGGCGUGGAGCUUUUAAUUCAAAGCAACUACUUUACCUCGAGAAAUAUCGGUCAAAAAUGCGUUUGCGCUUCCGAUCCACUAAUAGUACCAGCUGCUGCAUCCAGUAGCACUCUCAGACCGGACUAGACAUCCUGGUGACACGAACACACAACCGAGACGUAUCCACACUGUGGUGAAUUCAAGACCGUCGAUCUUGGAGUGAAUUUUACAAAAAGAAAUCUGUCAUUGUGGUGAAGGAAUUGUGUAUGUUUCAUAUUAUAAUUGAUCUUAUCAGGGAGGUUCAAACAGUCUGUAAAGAAAGGAAUUCACUGCCUCUGUGUGCAGGAGGUUGAGAUUAUGUCUGUGCAAAGCCCCGGCACUCUGUCACCUCACCUUGUAAACCUCACUUGUAUUGCACAAAACUUGCUGAGGAUAUGGUUUGAUGCAAUAGUUUCUCCUUCUGGUUGCAACAGGUAGGCAAAAUAAAAGGUGGAAUCUGGCACUGUAAUUGUUUUGUAUUUGAUUUCUGGAAAUAAUGCCAACCCUUUGCAGUAAUCAUUGUUUUGAUUUAUAAUUUUUUUAGAAAACAUGAGAAUUAAAUCUGGACUAAUAUCUGUAUUUUUAUUUUUUAUUUUUUUUAAUCUGCCAACCUUUUCAUCCAAAAUGUUUUAGAAGCAAGGAGGAAUUUGUCCUUUUUCCUUUAAAACAAAACCUGAACAAUAUUUGGUAUGGGGUAGCCUAUGCAAUGGCAUUCUGGUGUACAUGAAACAUUAUCAAAAAUCUAAAAUGGGUUUAUGUUUGUUUUUACAACACUGGCUUUCCGUUCCAUUUGUGGAAAACACUCCAACUAAUGCUAAUGUGAUUAAGAAUUUUAUAACCCAACUGGAUGAUGUGCCCUGGGUAAUGUGGCAUGGAGUAGAGGAACAGAAGAAAUUAUCACACUGUGGGGAAAUUAAAUGGAUAUGUGUCACUUGGUCAGUGAGUUGUAUGUGUAGGAAAUCCUUGCAGAAAGAUAGUUGAUGGGGAAGUGCACUCCACUGUGCAUCUUGCUGUACAAUGCAAUUUUCUGUGGUCCCCGAGCACAGUACAAUGAUGCCUCGGCAAUGUUGCUUAAUCAUUUGUUACCAAUUCAUUCAGUUUUUUUUAAAGUGGCGAGUAAGUGAUGUGAAUUGGGGCAGGCAGUGAGGUGAGAAUGGUGCAGGAAGAUCAGUCUGUUUCAUAUCUGCACAAAAUGUCGCUUGAAUGGAUUUGCCAGCUGGCUCAAAGAAAGCUUGGAAGUGAGUGGAUGGCAGAAGUUCAUAUAGAAAAGGGUGGGAAUGCUUAAAUAAAAACACAUGUCUGACAACGGACAUUUUUUUUUGGUGCUCCCAUUAAAUUCAUAGUUUUUUUCUGGGUGGUUUUGUAUGUAUUUAACACUGAUCCCUCUUAAAAAUUAAGCUAGCAAAUGUUUCUAUAAAACCAUUUUUCAACAAAUCAAAGAAGAAAAUUGAGCUGGAUUUAUUUUAAUUUUAUUCACUUUCAUUCUAGGGGAAGGGCAGGAAUUUUGUGGGAUGGCUUGAGUAAGGUGACAAUUAUGUAUAUAAUCCCUGGGGAAGAGAGGUACUUUGUUAGUUGGGUCUUGAGAUCAGCCUUGUGCUUGAGGUGAAAAUACUUCUGAAUUAUGGUUGAAUUUUAAAAAAUAUUUUCUCGUUAAUAUUUUCAGCUUGAAUUUAUCUGUUGCAAACUGUUAUCUCUGCACUGGGAUUUUUUGUGUUACAGAAAGCUUCACUACUGGAUGAACAGCAGCAGAUGUGCCAGCCAAAUGGUUUAAAGCAACUGCAUUUGUUGCUUCAGUAAACAGUUUUGCAUUUAAAUCCUACAGGUGUGGCUGGUGCAGAAGCUCUGUCACACAUGUGGCCAAAUAUGCAAAGUUACACUGCUAUGCAUGUACAAUUAAGAUUCUGCAGAACUUAUGGCCAGCCUUUUUAUUAUUUAUUUAAAAAAAACCUUUAUUCAACCCCACCUGAAACAGGAGGGAGUUUCAAAGUUCCUCUCCAAAUGUGAGGUUAAGGUGUUUUUUUUGCCUUUGCUAGGUAACGUGGGCUACAUUUGUACCUAAGAGGAUUUCCUGUUUUGGAAACAUUUUAUGAUCUUGCGCACUGCCUCUUUGCUGCCAUCCUUUAGCUGUGACCUGUAUGCUCAAAAUACAUGUGCAAGGCCCAGUACAGAAAUGUAGUGUGUAACAAAGUUCAUCAAAGGCACCUGGUAAAUGCUCAUAAUCUUGGUCCUAUGGGCGGGGGCACCAGUUUUGCAGCAACUCUCGUGUCAUGUUGUAAUAUGCAAUAUGUAACAAAUCAUGAAAGGAACUGGGUAGCAAUACCAUACCAGUUGGAUUGUCUGAAGCCUGGCUAAUCAUUAACAGUGCUUGGCUGUUGAGCGUGAACUUGUACUGUUUUUAAACCUGAUUUCAAAUGAAUAUUUUUACGCCAUGUUGAAAUUGAUGCAUCCUUCGAACAGUGUUAGUCCUAAAAUUAUCCUCCACUAAUUCAUCAUGCUACACUUGUGUGAUUUGCCUUUUUUUCAAUACAAGGUAAAGCUCUUGCUGCAUUUUCUAGACCAUUUUUUUGUAUAUCUUCAGGUUUUUUUAAGUGUCCAUCACAAGAAAUUUGUUAUUUGGUGAAUUCCCAUGCCUCCUCCUUAAAAAAAAAUCCAAAGGAUUUUGCCUUAAUUUGCAGCACAAUGAAUGUGUCAGAAUUCCAAUUCUAUUUCGUCCUCGAUGUCCUCAUACACAUCGUUAAAUGUCAUUAGUGGGAAUGACAUCCGGAGUAGCCACAACAUUAAGAAGCACACAGACUUGAAUCAACUGUACCACAUGUUUCUGAGACAGAAAAUUGACCGCUCUAUGUUUUGGGGCAUUGCACUCUGACUUGGGAAUUCUGGGCAGCUUUAUCAUCAAACUGUUUUCACACUUCCUUGGAUUAAUUUGCAACAUCAGUUACAUAGUAGGCUGACUUGGGCUCUUUGGAUGCCUUGCAUUGCUGACUUAACUGUAGGGAAUGAUUUAUAAGUCAGUGUGGAGGCCUUUAUGGGAGCAAGAAAGCACACCUGCUUUGGGCAGGCUGUUUGGGGCAAACCACUUUUCCGUACAAACCUAAAUGGAUCAGGAAAGAAGGAAGCCAAUUAAGGUUGACAGAAAGGGAGGGGAAGGGACGGGAAGCUGUCUCUCCAUGUAUGGAAGUUGGUGGUGUAAUUUGAUUUGCCCUUACUUUGGAAGGACAACAUCAAGUAUUUAAGUGUCACACUUGUAAACGUUGGAUCUCCAAAAUCCUGCCAUAUUGGACUCUGCACUAAUUCAAUUGUGAUCCUUAGAAGCUGAACCAAGUUCACAUGGUCAUAUUUGCCUCUUUCUUCAAGGGUUUUGUCAACUCUUUCUUCAGUAAGAUUGAACUGGUUCGAGCAUUGAGAGGGCUUGAUAUGGUGCAACACAUGUUGUAUCUUAUGCUUUGGAAAUGAGUUGAGGCUCUUGACGAAAACGUGUGCAAAACAUUCAUCGGCACAAAUAUUUGGGUGAUUUUUUUUUUUUCUGUCCUGGAACUGGUUUCCAUUUUUUUUUUUUUUUUUUACAACCAUCCGCUGGGUACUAUUUUAUUUGUGUACAUCUCAUUGCGACAGUCGCUAUUGGCAUUAAAAAAUAUAGACCAGUUGAAUAAUGGACUGGCGCUCAUAAGCAAGGUACUGCAACCACCAUCUUUUCAAAGUGGGUUAUACCUGGAUCUUUCUAGUGAUGAGCUUUGAUAUCCCAACUCCAAUACACAUGUCCAGAUUUUUCUGUGGAUUUUCAUGUUAUCAAACUUGUGCUUUUGGCUGCUAAAAUAAAUGCACAAGAGUGAAAAGAUAACAUUUCUUUUCACAAUUUCUAACUGUUCACAUUUAAAAUCAAUAUGCUGUCAUUUCAAAAUGAAUAUACUAUUCUAAAUGGUGAUUUUUAUUGAACUUAGUGAUGCCUGUCCUGGAAAGACCGCAUUCCUUUCAAUUGGCUUGUUUGGUUUCUCAAUCACAAAAAUAGUUAACCAAAUCUGAAAAUUCAGCAGACCUUGGAAAUGUGAUAUUUCCAGUUUAAAAUGGGCACUGUGUGUGUGUGUGUGUGUGUGUGUGUAUGUGAGAGGGAGAGAGUGCUGAUGUUUGUGGUUUGAUUUACGCUGAAAAGUGCAUUCUUUAAAAUGACGGAAUGACAUAACUCAUUAAUAUCCUAAAUCAGUCUGUUUGAAAGACGCUUAUCUGUCUUUGCUGUGGAUAUUUUAUGUAUGCCUGGUUUGGGAAAGAGGAGGCGUGUAUGUGUGUUUGUAUGUAUGUAUGCGUGUAUGCAUACUAGCAAUCACUCAGCUUUAUAAAAAUGUAUUUUAAACCAAUUAUGUUCCAAGUGUACUUUAUCUCACUUUACAGAACAAAAUGGCAUUGGAAACGCAGCUCAUUAUUGCAGGAAAACUGCCCCUGCUGUGAGCUGCUCUUACCUUCUUUGUAGACCAAAUCUCUCUUGAAUAGUAUUCUGGCAUAAAUCCUGCUUUUGUUGAUUUGAUAUUAAAGAGAUCAAUUGACUCUG